AUGAAGAAGAAGCUAAAGUUGAGGCUGAGCCUCAUCCUUCAUCACCUUCUCCUCCACGGACCUAGCCUUCGUCUCCUCCACUAUCGAUCCGGGCUCAACCACGAUCUGGAACUACACCAGCGUCUGUUCCUGCCCUAUCAACAGAGCCUCAGCCUCGUGUUCCUCACUGUACCCAACCUGCCACCAACAGUCACUCUCGCGGUCUUGACACCCAUCAACCUCCAAUACCAUAUCGCAAGGCAAGGCAAGGCAAGGCAAAAAGGUCCUGUUUAA
Messenger RNA from Fusarium pseudograminearum CS3096, 273 nucleotides. RefSeq lists its product as uncharacterized. The transcript has a single exon. Lineage: Eukaryota; Fungi; Ascomycota; Sordariomycetes; Hypocreales; Nectriaceae. The coding region runs from base 1 to 273 and encodes 90 amino acids. The record is from RefSeq and is a predicted model, not a curated record.